GAGAACCGGGCGGCACCUCCCAUCGCCUGUAUGGCAGAGCCGUUAUCAGGGACCCGUUUACUACCGGGCCGCCUUCCCUCGGGGCACAGCCGGCCUUGGGGCAGGAACCUCCGGGUCCAGGGAGCUCCGAGGCCGCCUGGCGAGGAGGCGGAGGCCGGGGAGGCGCCGUGGGCCGGCCGGGCGCGGCCUCCUCCCGCCCUCGGCUUCUUCAGCCCCGCGGCGGCUCGGCGGCGGCAGCCAUGGGGGCGGCGGAGGCUCGACGGCGGCGCUGGGGGGUGCCGGUGCUGCUGGUGGCCUAUGUAGGCUACGUGGGGCUGGGGGCCGGCGUACUGCAGGCCCUGGAGAGGCCGGCCGAGGUGCAGGCGGCCCGGCGGCUCCUCCAGCAGCACUGGGAGCUGCUCGCUAACCACACCUGCCUGCGGGGGCCCGCCCUGCAGCGCCUCAUCCAGGGUAUCAUCGAGGCCUACAAGAGCGGUGUAACCCUCCAGGGAAACACCACCAGCCUGGGCAGAUGGGACUUCAGCGGGUCUUUCUUCUUCUCCAUCUCUGCAAUAACCACCAUUGGCUAUGGGAACCUAAGCCCCAGCACUGUGGCUGGCCGAAUCUUCUGCAUCUUGUUUGCGCUGUUUGGGAUCCCCUUGAACCUUGUCCUCCUGAAUGAAAUCGGGCAGGUGAUGUUGUUGGGGGUUCAGCGCUGUGCCCAUCGCCUGGAGGAGAUGUUUCACUGGAAGAUAAAAGCUGCCCUGCUGAUGAAGACCUGUGCACUAGUAUCUGGGUUGUUAUUGUUCCUCCUGCUACCUCCGUUGUUGUUCUCUGACAAAGAAGGCUGGACUUAUGAAGAGGGUUUCUACUAUUCCUUCAUUACUCUCAGCACUAUUGGGUUUGGAGAUUAUGUGAUUGGGAUGAACCCAGACCGCACCUAUCCAGCCUGGUACAAGAAUGUAAUCUCUCUUUGGAUCCUCUUUGGGAUGGCCUGGCUAGCACUGGUUAUCAAAUUUUGCAUCAACUUACUGGAGAGCUCCAGUGACUUCUGUCAGUGUAACAAGAAGAGUACAGAGUUGGCCGAAGACUUAAUGGAUGAUGGCAAAAACAGUAUGACAGGACUUCAUGAUGUAGAGAGCUGCAAUGAGAAAGACACAGAAACAAAAGGACCAGAUGAAUGUCACAUCCACACAGCUCCUGCAGAAGCACUUUAGAGAAGAAGCAUACUAUUGGUGUCUCUUAUAUUUCAGUGCACCAGAGAUCACUGCUUAGAAAUGUGGGAAUGGAGCUGACCUGAUGUUCACACGGGGAUGUAAACCUGUUUGUUGAGUCUGAAAUGCUUCUAUUCUGAAUUGAACAAUGGUAACAAAAUAUUUCUUUUACAGCACCACCAAGACAGGUGGUAAUAGCACAGGACUGUUAACCAAAAGUAGGUUUACAUAGAUAACACCUACCCUCCCAUCUCAAUAUAUGAGGUAAAUUUUGACAUCUGUACCCAGCACUACCCCUUGUCCUUUUCUUUGUGUGCAAAGUUCUUGAAGCCUCCAAUUGUAUGUAGGGCAUUUUGCAAAUACCUCAACUAGAAAAGGAAGUGUCAUUUAAUACAGGAAGGAAAUGUUAUGUUGCCAAAAGGCACAGUGAAGAAUCUUAUUUUAAAGAACCUGGCAGUGACUGCAAGUGUGCUUCAUCACCUAUGUGCUUGUGCUUGCCAAAGGUGGUAAUGUGUUUCUGCUGCCUGAUCAUUAGUAGGUGAAUGGCAAUGAGGCAGAGCAUGUAGAAGUGCCUAAUAGUAAUUGAAUGUUCAGUUUUCUUAGGGAAAUUUCUACAUCAAAGGUCCAUUAACAAGAGGGUAGGUAGUUAGGGUAUUCUUUACCGCAGAAUUUUUGCAGGAUUGUCCUUUGUGAAGUAUUGUGCAGACCAAAUGUUAUGAGCUAAAUGUGACAGCUUAUUUGGAUGCAUUUAUUCUUUUUCUUGUAUUGGAAACCAGGAAAGGAGGACUAGAGGUAGUUCUAAGUGCCCGUGUUUCCAGGUUUAUCCUGUGGCCAAUGUUAGCAAGGGCAACUUUAAUCUAGAAACAGACUGAAGCACCUUUAACAUUGAUCAAGAGAUUAAAAGAACCAACAAGUCUAACUCCUGCUGCUGUGUAUAUACCCAUAUCUGUUCUUGUUUUCUUAUCCCUGUUGUGCUACUUGCAUCCUAGAGCAUUAACCUUGAAAAUUUGACCAUAGCAAUAAACCAGAAGGUUUUGGGUGAGAACCCAAGAAACCAGAAGUAUUUGGGGUGAGCCUUAAGCUUCUGCAUUGGACUUACAUUCCACACAGAGAGAAAAAAAGUGGGUAGAAAGCACAGCCUGUUGGGGUAUAGGGCUCAAGACUUAGAAAUAUACAUAUCUGGAUUCCCAGCAAUGCAGCGAAUGAAAAGUUUGCAGUCUUUCAGAAGACAAGUUCUGGAACGUAUAUCAUGAAAAAAAUAGUUCCAUGAGUAGGCCAGUCUGAGUGUCGGUAUGUGGUAGAACCGAUUAUAGAAGAAAAUGCAGGAAAGGAAUCUGCUAGAUCAAAUUUGGUCUGUCAGCCUUUUCGUCAUCAGCCUUUUGCUGACUCUGUAAUGAUAAAUGCUCUCUCAAGUACUGUUUCAAUAGGCAGCAGAGAUACAAAAGGGAGGUAGUGGAAAUCUCAGAUUGUAGUUGGAAAAUCAAUGCAAAAUAAAUACAACUGAAUUUUUUUGAACAUUGGGUAAUUCAUUAACAGCCUUCUGUGUGAUCUUUUUGGUUUCUCCUGUGUUUUGUCUUGUUUACUUUCAGUGACAGAUACACAAUGUAUUUUUUAUUAAGUUCAUAAUGGGCUGGCCCACAGUAAGGCCAAAGUGUAUUUUUUAAACGUAAGUGAAUCAAGAUCACACAGCAUAAAAUAUGAUGCCCUUUUAUACAUAUCUUUUGCACCUUCUUCCAGGUGCAAAACUCAGCAAAUAAAUUUGUGUCAUAAAAUCCGGAUGCCUAGAACGUGGUAGGAGUUUCUACUGUCAAACAAUGGGAAUGACUGUGCUAAAUCUAUUUCAAGUUUAAUUUGAAAUGUCACAGGCUCUGGGGAUUUCUACCAAUUCUGCUCUUCUGUAAGAAGGCUUGGCUUGAAAAGAGUAUCUUCUCUUCAAUUUGAACGUCUGUUAUAUUAAUCUGAUCUGCUUCAACACUCUCAUGUAUUUGUAGUUUGGGGGUGAGGUAUUCACAAGUUCUUUAGAGAUUUACGCACUCCGGUCCCACCGAAGUGCAAACAGUUGCCUUAGGACAGCUAACAAUUCUGAGAGCUGGAAGGAAGAGGAACUCUAGGAGUAGUCCC
This is a messenger RNA of Cygnus atratus (black swan), 3314 nucleotides long. RefSeq names its product potassium two pore domain channel subfamily K member 17 (gene KCNK17). NCBI's taxonomy places the organism in Eukaryota, Metazoa, Chordata, Aves, Anseriformes, Anatidae. The record is from RefSeq and is a predicted model, not a curated record. Gene Ontology annotation, biological process: stabilization of membrane potential; potassium ion transmembrane transport. The transcript has 5 exons. Gene Ontology annotation, cellular component: membrane. The coding region runs from base 240 to 1196 and encodes 318 amino acids. Gene Ontology annotation, molecular function: potassium ion leak channel activity.